Molecule: messenger RNA, 811 nt
Organism: Rhagoletis pomonella (apple maggot)
Lineage: Eukaryota; Metazoa; Arthropoda; Insecta; Diptera; Tephritidae
Biological process (GO): DNA integration
Molecular function (GO): nucleic acid binding
Source: RefSeq, a predicted model, not a curated record
UCCCCUUGGGCUGCUAAGUCACUUUCUUAUGUACGCAAAGAUCUUAAUGCAAGAAAUCUGGCGCAGUGCUGUUACUUGGGAUGAACCGAUUUUGCCAGCAUUUUUAAGAAGCAAAUUAGAAACUGCCAAAUGUGUAAAAUUCAAAAGGCCGUACCGCAGAUGCCACAAAUGGCUAAGUUGCCUCGAGCUCGGCUUGCUGCUCAUGUUGCGCCGUUUACUUUUACGGGGUUGGAUUUCUUCGGACCUAUUUUGAUUACAAUAAAUCAACACAAGGAAAAACGGUAUGGAGUUUUAUUCACGUGCUUAACCAUAAGAGCCGUUCACAUAGAAAUCGCGUAUUCUCUUAAUACAAACUCCUGUAUAUUGGCUAUUCGAAAUUUUAUUGCGAGGCGGGGCAUCCCGCGAGAGUUUUUUAGCGAUAACGGGACUAACUUUAUUGGCGCCGAGAGAGAGCUGCGUCAAGCAGUUGCUGAAGUGAAUCGAAACGAGCUUGUUCGCACUUUCACUUCCUCGCAUACGAAAUGGAACUUUAAUCCGCCUCUUGCGCCACACAUGGGAGGCGCUUGGGAACGUUUAGUGCGCUCCAUAAAAAAUGUUUUCUAUAAAAUAACACCUACUCGCUCGCCAAACGAAGAGCUUUUGAGAAGUAUGAUGGCUGAAAUUGAAAAUAUUAUAAAUUCGCGGCCCUUAACGUACGUUCCUCUCGAUAACAGCGACGCUGAAGCGAUCACACCAAAUCACCUUUUGCUGGGGAGCUCAAGCGGCAUGAAGCCAUAUGCGCUCUUGGACGAUAGCGCAGUUGUGCUGAAAA